Molecule: messenger RNA, 1376 nt
Organism: Tarenaya hassleriana
Lineage: Eukaryota; Viridiplantae; Streptophyta; Magnoliopsida; Brassicales; Cleomaceae
Product: GATA transcription factor 5-like
Exons: 3
Coding region: 184-1176 (330 amino acids)
Biological process (GO): positive regulation of DNA-templated transcription
Cellular component (GO): nucleus
Molecular function (GO): zinc ion binding; sequence-specific DNA binding
Source: RefSeq, a predicted model, not a curated record
CUUCUAUAAACGUAUACGCGUAGAAUUUAAAGGGGAAUCUAUUUAUAAAAUGUAUAUAUAGAUAGAUACUUUCGCCGGUUGGGUAAUUUGGGAAAAAUAUAUUCUGUGAAAGGGCAGAAGAAGAAGGGGGAAAAAAGGGAGCUUUUAGAAGAGGGGAGAAGGAGAGGGAAGGCUCCAUCUUCAAUGCUUUACCAAACUCACCGCCACCCUUUUGUCUUAUUUCAUUCUCACCACCACCACUCUCCUCUCUCUGCCACCGUCCCCUCUCCCCUUGUUUUCUCCUCCCUCCUCUCUCAGGAGAUGGAACGCGUUGAAGGAGCGUUGAAGAGCAGUGUUAGGAGAGAGAUAGCCAUGAGACUCACUCCGCCGGCGUUCAUCGACGACUUGCUCGCCGUCAAUUCCCAGAACGGCGUUUCCCCCGAAGAUUUCUCCGUCGACGACUUGCUUGACUUUUCAAACGACGACAUUUUCGCCGAGGAAGAUUCCGAACCCAGAGACCGACAGGAGAGAUUCUCUGUUUCCUCGGAGGACCCUCAGGAUGACGAAAAUACCCUUUUCCGGAGAACCGAUUUCUCCGCCGCCGGCUAUUUUGAGCCCAUCCCCUCAGGCGAACUCUCCGUUCCGGCGGACGACGUGGCGAGCUUAGAAUGGCUAUCACAUUUCGUAGAGGACUCCUUCUCGGAAUAUUCGGCUCCGGACCUCACCAGAACGCCGAAGGAGAAGCCGACAUGGUUAACCGGCGACCGGAAACACCCGGUGACUCCGGUGAACGAGGACUCAUGCUUCAAACCCGCUGUACCGGCCAAAGCCCGAAGCAAACGGACCCGGACCGGUGGUCAGGUAUGGUCGCCAUCGCUCUCCGACUCGUCGUCGAGUUCAACAUCGUCGUCGUCGAGCCACUGGGAGAGACCGCCGGUGGCAAAAAGGCAGAAGGGGGAGGGAGGGCAGCAGCGGAGGUGUAGCCACUGUGGAGCCCAGAAGACGCCGCAGUGGCGAGCGGGACCGCUGGGGGCGAAGACGCUAUGCAACGCGUGCGGCGUGAGGUACAAGUCGGGUCGGUUAUUGCCCGAGUACAGACCCGCUUGUAGCCCCACCUUCUCGAGCGAGCUCCAUUCGAACCACCACAGGAAAGUCAUCGAGAUGCGUCGGAAGAAGGAGACGGUGGUGGGUUUUUGAACGAUUCGUUUAGCCGAAAUUAUUAAACACCAUCUGUCUUUUGAAGCCCCAUUUAGCUUUUGUAUAUUAUUUUAGGUUUACUUAGUCAGUGGCACUAGGAGGUUCUCAGCAACUGAUUAGUAGCAGCGGUAGCAGGCUUUCGACUCAAUACAAUAUUGCAAUAUUUGAAUUCGAAUAUAUUUGGUUGGUUUGCGUUAUAA